Molecule: messenger RNA, 1378 nt
Organism: Drosophila persimilis
Lineage: Eukaryota; Metazoa; Arthropoda; Insecta; Diptera; Drosophilidae
Product: serine protease easter
Exons: 3
Coding region: 125-1312 (395 amino acids)
Biological process (GO): proteolysis
Molecular function (GO): serine-type endopeptidase activity
Source: RefSeq, a predicted model, not a curated record
UAUUCGCAGCUGAAGAUCAGCCCCCAUUAUCGCGGUGUUUAUUUUGAUAUCAGCUGCCCCAAGCUGCGAUAUCAAUCGACGACGUCUUGAGAAAGGAUUAAGCGAGGCAGACACUACAUGAAAAAUGUUCAAAAUAGAGUACAUCUGUUUUAUUUGUGGGAUUUUAGCAAACUUGUCAGCCGUGUUAGGUCAGUUCUAUUUCCCCAAUGAGGCCACCCAAGUGCCCAACUAUGGGCGAUGCAUUACGCCCAAUCGGGAACGGGCCCUGUGCAUCCAUCUGGAGGAUUGCAAAUAUCUCUAUGGCGUGCUGACGACGAGCCCUCUGCGUGACACCGACAGACUCUACCUCAGUCGCAGCCAGUGUGGCUAUACGAACGGUAAGGUAUUGAUCUGCUGCCUGGAUAGGUACCGGGACACCAGCCCGACCACGAUGCAGCAGUCGGUCCAACCAAACAUCACCAAUAGCAAUCUGCUGCCGCUGCCAGGCCAAUGCGGCAAUCUGUUGUCCAAUCGUAUUUACGGUGGCGUCCGAACCAAAAUCGACGAGUUCCCCUGGAUGGCAUUGAUAGAAUACACCAAGACCGCUGGCAAAAAGGGCCAUCAUUGCGGUGGCUCCUUGAUUAGCACUCGGUAUGUGGUGACGGCCUCGCACUGUGUCAAUGGUAAGGCCCUGCCCGCCGACUGGCGACUGACUGGUGUGCGCCUGGGCGAGUGGGACACCGCCACCGAUCCCGACUGCGAGUUGGACGUACGGGGCAUGAAGGACUGUGCACCUGCGCACUUGGAUGUGCCUGUCGAGCGGACUAUACCACAUCCCUCCUACAUUCCCAGCUCUAAAAACCAGGUUAACGACAUUGCUUUGCUACGUUUGGGCAACCAAGUGGAGUACACCGACUUUGUGCGGCCCAUUUGCUUGCCCCUGGACGUGAAUCUGCGCUCAGCCACGUUUGAUGGCAUUACCAUGGAUGUGGCUGGCUGGGGAAAGACGGAAGAGAUGUCCUCCAGCAAUCUGAAGCUCAAGGCUGCCGUGGAAGGGACCAGAAUGGACGACUGCCAGGCCGUGUACAACCGUCAGGACAUAAUGCUGGAGGACACACAGAUGUGUGCAGGCGGCAAAGAGGGCAUCGACUCGUGUCGCGGUGACUCCGGGGGUCCGCUGAUAGGCCUGGACACAAACAAAGUAAAUACUUACUAUUUCUUGGCGGGCGUGGUUUCCUUCGGGCCCACGCCCUGCGGCCUGGCGGGCUGGCCAGGAGUGUACACGCUCGUGGGAAAAUACGUUGACUGGAUCCAAAAUACAAUUGAGCCAUAAAUGUUGUGUAAGUGUAAUUGUAAACCACAUUUAAAUUGUAAAUUGUAAAUAAAUCUUAUAAACAAA